This is a messenger RNA of Danio rerio (zebrafish), 5299 nucleotides long. The record is from RefSeq and is a predicted model, not a curated record. Lineage: Eukaryota; Metazoa; Chordata; Actinopteri; Cypriniformes; Danionidae.
GGCACACAUCCCUCUUGCCUUCAGUGUCGAACCCACACCAUUUAUAGCCUCGCAGUAACCUACAAUCUUAUUAUGAGAUUUAACUUUGCCCUAACUGGACUUGUGGAUGAGCAGUGCUCUAGUCCCGCUCCUCAACUCAACUAAUAAAUGACUGGAAAUAGUUAUAAGGCGCUGUCGCUCGCGUUAUGACAGACAAAACUACUCUGCCAUGUCUCUGUCUGUGCGGAAUACAUAAAGGCUCUGCCUUGAAUUAAUCACUCGCUCUUUAAUGGAUCUUUGAGGAUCGCGCUUGACGCAGUGAGGAGCUGCAGCUCUUUGUAUUCCGAGGCCAAGAGGAACCUUGUGCUUUUUUUGCCCCCGUCCGGUAUCUACUGCCUCUUAGAAAAUGUCAAGGGGGUACAUGGUGACAUAGGGACCCUGGUUUGGUUACGGAGAGACUCUUGCUUCGCUCUGCGAAAGAGUUCAAGACUACAGCGGCACAGAUGCGGUGCGUUUCUUUUCAACCAAGCGUCAACAAAGAUCAGUUCAAGGGGAGAUUCCGAGCAUCAUUAGUUCGGGACAGGCCAGCUACUGAUGGUGGAUCUCAGACAUGCGUGUGAUCACUAGACAGUUUAACCGGGGCGACGCCAAUGGGCAUGAGGAAAUAAUAGGCUUUGUCCUGCAAACAAAUGAAUCCGAAGUACCCCGAAUUGGCACAACGCUGCUUACUUAUCAGCAAGGGUCUACCUCUGGGCCCAUAAAUGAGACUAAAAUGGUGGGAGAGAAGAAAAGACAAGAGGAUGAAAUCCAUCAACAAUGCUCUUCCCUGGGGAAAUAAGCACAGGCCAUUUUGAAUUGGUGAAACACUACAACAGCUCUCCAUUGAAGAUUUAACCUGUAUAUCCAUAAGCUAUGGUCAGUGGGUUGGGAUAUCAGUGCAGACACCCCCAACUCAUGUGAAAUCUUCCUCUGGACCAGAGACUGAACUUUUUGUUCCUUGGUUAAAGGGAAAGGGUUUAUUAUCCUGCUCAAAUACUGUGAGGCUCCAUCCAGCCUAGUUUAAACUCAAGUGGUACCCCCAAGCAUCACUCAUGGCUUCCAGGAGGGCAUCAGAGGCUUGUUAUGGAGGCAUGGUAAAGAGUGCCUUCUUCUGGUCUGUGGCCAUAAUAUGUCUGACUUACAUGGGUGGAGUGAAGGGAGACUGCUGGCUCAUAGAAGGUGAAAAGGGCUUUGUAUGGUUGGCCAUAUGCAGCCAAAAUCAGCCACCCUAUGAGGCCAUCCCUCAGCAUAUCAACAGCACCAUAGUGGACCUUCGCUUGAAUGAGAACAAGAUCAAGAGUAUCCACUACUCUGCCCUCAGCCGCUUUACCAACCUCACAUACCUGAAUCUGACCAAGAAUGAGAUUAAUUACAUCGAGGAUGGAGCUUUUUCGGCCCAGUUUAAUUUGCAGGUUCUCCAGUUAGGCUUCAAUAAGAUGCGUAACUUGACUGAAGGGAUUCUCAGGGGAUUGGGCAAGCUGCAGUACCUCUACCUCCAGGCCAACCUGAUUGAGACUGUGACACCCAAUGCCUUUUGGGAGUGCCCAAACAUUGAAAACAUUGACCUUUCUAUGAACCGCCUCCAGGUGUUAGAUGGGUCUACCUUCACCAGCCUGACUAAGUUGACCACCUGUGAACUCUACACAAACCCUUUCAACUGCUCCUGUGAGCUCUUGGGGUUUGUAAAGUGGCUGUCUGUCUUUCCCAACCGGACAAGUGAGCGGAUGGUAUGUGACUCUCCUGCAGGGGUCUCAGGCUACAGUCUUCUAAGCCAGAAUCCGACCAAUCCCACAUACCGGAAUGCUCUGCAUAUGCUGUCCACUGUGUGCACGGAGGAUUAUGUGACUCCGUAUAUAUCUGUGCCUCCUGAUACCACCACUUUCCCUCCGGACUCCACACCAUGUGGGCUUGAAGACUGUCCCUCAGGUACUGAGCCGGAGGAAAUCAGCAUAAGUCCCACGUUCCUAGAUUUAGAUGUGAAACCAAUCAUGAAACUCAAACAAGUGUCUCACACGAACGCAGUAAUCACUGUUCAGAUCCCUUACCCCUACAAGAAAAUGUACAUCCUUGUGUUGUACAACAACAGCUUCUUCACUGAUAUACAGAAUCUGAAGCGACAGAAAGAGGACAUUGAACUAAAAAACCUGAAACCCCACACUGAUUACACCUACUGUGUGGCUUCAAUAAGAAACUCAUUGCGAUUCAAUCAUACUUGCCUGACACUAUCUACUGGGCCUAAGAAUGGAAAAGAGCGAGUAGCAAGUAAUGCAACUGCCACUCACUACAUAAUGACUAUUUUAGGAUGUCUUUUCAGUAUGGUAAUCGUUUUAGGCAUUGUGUAUUAUUGUUUGCGGAAAAAGAGGCAACAAGAUGAAAAGCACAAAAAGGCAGGCAGCCUAAAGAAGAACAUAAUCGAGCUUAAAUAUGGGGGUGAGCUGGAAGGUGGGACAAUAUCAAGGAUGUCUCAAAAGCAAAUGAUGGCUGGGGAGAGCAUGACUCGGAUGCCCUACCUACCGUCCGGCAGUGAAAUGGAACAAUACAAACUGCAAGACAUCAGCGACACACCGAAAAUGGCCAAAGGGAAUUAUAUGGAAGUGAGAACAGGGGAGCAUCCGGAUCGAAGGGAUUGUGAGAUGUCCAUGGCUGGCAAUAGCCAAGGUUCGGUUGCAGAGAUCUCGACAAUUGCAAAAGAAGUGGACAAGGUCAACCAGAUUAUUAAUAAUUGUAUUGAUGCUCUAAAAUCAGAAUCCACAUCCUUCCAAGGGGUGAAGUCUGGUGCGGUGUCAACUGCUGAACCUCAGUUGGUACUCAUUUCAGAGCAGCCUCAGAGCAAGUCUGGCUUCCUCUCACCUGUCUACAAGGACAGCUACCACCACUCUUUACAAAGACAUCAUGCAUCAGACGCCUCUCCGAAACGUCCCAGUACAGCUACUGGAGGUUCAAUACGAAGCCCGAGGCCUUAUCGUUCAGAAGGGUCAUACAAGUCAGAAUCAAAGUACAUAGAGAAGACUUCACCCACAGGAGAGACUAUCCUGACCAUCACGCCUGCAGCUGCAAUACUAAGGGCAGAGGCGGAAAAGAUCCGCCAGUAUAGUGAGCAUCGGCAUUCUUACCCUGAUGCCCACCAAAUUGAGGAGCUGGAAGGACCAGAAAGCCGGAAAACCUCUAUCUUAGAGCCUCUGACUCGGCCUCGGGCAAGAGACUUGGCUUACUCACAACUCUCUCCCCAGUAUCACAAUCUCAGUUACUCGUCUAGUCCUGAGUACUACUGCAAACCAUCACACAGCAUCUGGGAGCGCUUUAAACUCCAUCGCAAGCGACACAAAGACGAGGAGUACAUGGCUGCGGGCCACGCUCUAAGGAAAAAAGUGCAGUUUGCAAAGGAUGAAGACCUGCAUGACAUUCUAGAUUACUGGAAGGGAGUAUCGGCCCAACAAAAAUCUUAAUCUUCUCAAGUGUUUGUUUGUGUCUUUUCCAUUUUUGAUGGACCACAAAGGAUCAGGACCAUAAUUAAUCUUUAAUCUAGUGAAAUCAAAUUCUAAAGGAUAAAUAUUACACCACAGAGAUUUUCAACUUAGGGAAAAAGGUUUGUGUACCAAAAUGAAAAGAUGUUACUUAAAGCAACAAGAUGAGAAUAUAUUGCAAAUAUAAAAUAUAUAUAUAUAUAUAUAUAUAUAUGUUGAAACGGAUUUUUAUUAUUUGAUUACCGCAUGGCCAAGUCCUGUGACAGUGGAUUUGCUGUUGUGUACUGUGAGACUAAAAAGAAUCCAACAGUGACAGACAUCUUCUGAAAUCUUAGUAUUUCUUCUGCAGGACCACUGUAAUUUAUGGACCUUUUUUUCCCAAUGUUUCAGUUUGAUCUAAAAACAAAUGAACUAUGUACAGAUACUGUUUCUAUAUUUGCAACGUUUGCUGUUGAAAAAAAAUGAGAAAAAAAAAAACAAACAAAACAAAUAUAUAAUGUGUAUGAUUCAGGUUUAGACCAUGGAUUUUGGAGUUAGCUCCUGUGAUAUUAUCUGUCCUUAAAUGAAUGUUUACCGUCCUGAUGGAUAAACAUUGCACUGGUCAAUGAAAUGACAUAUUUUCCUUUAGGCCACAGUUUACGCUACCCUGCUUUGCCAAUUUUUCUUUCCGAUCCAUGCCACUGAUCAGACCGCACAAUAUUACACAAAGGCUGAUAUGAUGUUACAUUUGUGUAUCAUGACCACAAAGUGAAUCAGUGUGGUUGGGGUUGCGUAGAUGAAACAUCUGCAUACACGAUUGCAGUGUCAAAGUUGAAGAAAAUGAAAAGCAAUGGAAAAGUAGACCGUUUAGAUGUAGUUGUUUACCAGUAAAGCGAUCCACAAAACACGCACUUCUGCUUUGACCUUACGAUGCCUAAUAGUAAUGAGGGGUUUUCUGAUCAUGAACCAAAGUGCUUGGGUGGCAGCUCAUCACACAUUUUAUUUUCUGCAGAUGUUUCCAUCAAUCUCGAGCCAACAGCCCUACGGAUGAAUGUAUUACAUGCAUAACGCAGCCUUUUCAGCUGCAGUUUCUUUGUUGUUUUUUACAACCACAUGAUCCCCAUUUUUCAUGCUGUAUGCUAAGUUUUGAUAUUCAUACUUUUCAGUUUCAUGUAUUUGUCGUUUGUCAACAAUAUUCAAUCAAUGAGAAAAAAAUAUGUUUAUAUACUUAAGGGUGUUGUUUUAGGCUUUUCUACUGUUUGGCGGGUAAAAAUGCUUUUGUAAAUGUUGAAUGGCACUGCACGGACCCUGCAAUGAUCAAUGCUGAUCAGGAAGGUGAGACAUGAUUGAGAAAGACUACAAAACCCAGCCAAACUGUUGCCACUGGAUUUGUACAUCAUCUAGUGCAGGAAGUAACGGGGUUGUCCAAUUUCUUAUUUUCGUUUUUUUUUUUUUUUUCUUGCUUUUUUUUUUUAAACCGCCUUAAACUUCUGGAAAAUCUGUAUAAAUGUAUUUUCUUUCUUUGAGUGUUGAUGUUUUUGAAAAAAAAGUCUUCAUCUGUUGUCAUUUUUUUAAAAAGACAAUACAUUUCAGUAGAUUUCAAGAGCUGUCAGGUUUAUAGGUAAUCUAACAAGUAACCUACAUGUUUUUUAUAUUGCAUAGUGUAGCACUCCUGUAUCUCAUUCAACUUAGAAAUGUUGGGAAAUCUGUGAACGGAGAGCAUCAGAUACAAACAAGAGCACAAUGAGUGUUUUUUUGUAUUUCUUAAAACUAUGUUACCUGCUUUCAAACAAAUUACUGUGAAAUAAAGGAAAGGGUGCACCCAUAAUGUCAAGAUC